This is a messenger RNA of Lachnellula hyalina, 855 nucleotides long. RefSeq names its product Protein frg1 (gene frg1). The coding region runs from base 1 to 855 and encodes 284 amino acids. Gene Ontology annotation, cellular component: catalytic step 2 spliceosome; nucleolus; striated muscle dense body. NCBI's taxonomy places the organism in Eukaryota, Fungi, Ascomycota, Leotiomycetes, Helotiales, Lachnaceae. The record is from RefSeq and is a predicted model, not a curated record. The transcript is spliced from 2 exons. Gene Ontology annotation, molecular function: actin filament binding.
AUGGUUAAACCAUUGUCUUUUAAGGGCGACAAGAAAGCGAAGAAGAGAAAGCGCGUCGACACCGAGGAGAAGUUUGGCGAAAGCUCGGGAUCGAAAUCGAAGGAAAUCACAGUCUCAAAGCCAGAAGAAGAUGCGCCUUCAGUCGAUGACGAUAGCUGGGUUACAGCAGAAGCUUCAGGAGAUGUCAUAGGACCGAUUAUAUUUGUAUUACCCUCCGAACCGCCCUCAUGCAUAGCUUGCGACACGAAUGGCAAGGUGUUCGCCAGCCCUCUUGAAAACAUCAUCGAGAACGACCCCGCGACAGCAGAACCACACGAUGUUAGGCAGGUUUGGGUUGCAAAUAGAGUUGCAGGUACGGAAACUUUUAGUUUCAAAGGUCACCAUGGAAAGUGUCUAGAAGCUAAUGAGUGUUCAAGAUACCUGAGUUGCGACAAAUACGGCAUAUUAUCUGCCAGCACAGAAGCCGUGUCCCCUCUCGAAUCCUUCAACUGUAUACCAACAGCCGAUACACCAGGCACAUUUCAGAUACAAACUCUGCGCGAGACUUUCCUAACAAUCAAGCCCUCUACAUCCUCGAAAACAACUGCCCUUCCAGAAGUUCGUGGUGACGGAGAGACUAUUACUUUCAACACAACACUACGGAUACGGAUGCAGGCACGAUUCAAGCCUAAAUUGAAAGCCAACAAAGAGGAAAAGGCACGAGAAAAGAUCAGCAGGAAGGAGCUUGAGGAAGCUGUGGGACGGAGGUUGGAGGAUGAUGAAGUCCGGAAACUGAAGAAGGCUCGAAGGGAGGGCGAUUACCAUGAGGCGUUACUGCUUAUCAAAGUCAAGAAUAAGCACGACAAGUACAGUUGA